Spirometra erinaceieuropaei is the source of this 756-nucleotide messenger RNA. The record is from the annotation of a GenBank genome assembly. NCBI's taxonomy places the organism in Eukaryota, Metazoa, Platyhelminthes, Cestoda, Diphyllobothriidea, Diphyllobothriidae.
AUGACGUUCUGGGCCCGGUAUGUGGAUGAUACCUUCGUCGUUAUCGAUCGAGAUCAGCUGCUGACAUUCAAGGAACGUCUGAAUGCGGUCUCCUUGGACAUACGAUUUACGAUGGAGGAGGAAGAGAACAACCAGCUGGCCUUCCUGGAUGUCCUCGUAUGCCGCAAGGAUUGUGGUGGACUAAAGACCAAAGUGUUCAGGAAAUCGACAAAUACGAUGCAAGUACUGAACUUCAACAGCAACCACCCAAUCAAUCACAAACGCAGUUGUGUAAGGACGCUCUAUCGGCGUGUCGAAACGCACUGCAGUGAGCCGGAAGACAAAAUUGCUGAACUACAAUACCUCCGACGGGUAUUCAAAGCCAAUGGCUACCCGGGCAACUUUGUCAACCGCUGCAUACGCAAAAUGGACGAAAGGCCUAACCGCAGGGACACCAAAGUUUGGCGAGCGCUUCCAUAUGUCAAGAACGUUUCGGAAGCUGUUGGCCGCCUUCUCGCACCGCUGGGGGUUGGAGUUGCACACAGGCCAGAGGCAACCAUCAGGCGUCAAUUGAUGAAACCAAAAGACCCACUGCCACGGCAAGAAACGUCUGGAGUCGUUUAUCGGAUCUGGUGCAGUUGCGGACAAAGCAACUACGUCGGAGAAACCGGAAGACAGCUCCGAACGCGAAUGGCCGAACACGCUGCAGCAGUGCGGAGAAACGACGCCAGCUCUCAAGUUGCGGCUCAUUCGACGGGUUCCGGCCACACAUUCUAA